AUGAACUACGACACUGCCCCGGCUGAGCUCGGAGGCUCCGGAGCCGGGACCCAGAACCCCGAGUCUCUGGCUUGUGUGACCUGCCGGUCUCGCAAAUUGAAAUGCGACAGAGUGAAACCUGCGUGCAGUCGCUGUCGAAAGGUCAAUGGCGACUGCAUAUAUCCUCAGGUCGAAGGUCUUCUCAAGGAGAGCGACACAAGGCCAUUCAAUCCCGCCAAUUGGGCCAACCUUCCGCAAGAUCAGUGGCUGACAGGGGUCUUUGACGACUUCCUAAUUGAUCCCGAUAUUGGAAUGGCAAAACAUCGCGCCUCCAUCCCAGGAUCAGAAAGCCUGCUGCAGAAUGCGGCCGUUCCUGGCCUCGAGGUGCCUCCAACGUUCGCGCCAUCGGGGGAAUUGGUGGCGCUUGGAUUGACAGAGCCACUGCCCCCCUUCGAGUUGAUGGAGGAAAUGAACAACACAUACUUCCAGCGUCAGCACCCUUUCCUUCCCAUGAUUCAUCCGGGACGGUAUUUUCAGGCCUUUUACUCGGUACCGCAUAAAAGGCCCCCCAUGUGCCUACAGUAUGCCAUCUGGGCGACAGCGUCUAAUGGUCAUGAGAAGUAUUCGCAAUAUCAUGACGUGUUCUACAAGCGUGCCCGACAAUAUGCGGACAAUGAUGAGAUGCGGGGCUAUGGCGAACACUUUGUCACGAUAGCUCACGCCCAGACAUGGGGACUACUUGCGAUGACCGAGGCGCGCAGCAUGCUUUUCACAAGAGCUGCCAUGAGUUCGGCCAAGGCAGUCCGUCUUGUAGAGAUGAUGGACCUGCACCGAAUUGAUGGCGCUGGACACGACGUGGCUCCUACGCUGGCGCCGCCCAAGGACUGGACUGACGUUGAGGAGCGCCGCAGAGUGUUCUGGGGUGUUUUCACGAUUGACUGCCAUGCAAGUAUAUCUACUGGCUGGCCGACGUUGAUCGAUCCCCACGAUAUCACAACAAACCUGCCUUCUUCAGAAGAAGCCUUCAAUGAAUGCCGGGAGGAGAGGACCUCCAGUCUGGCAGAAGCUUUCUCUGGGGCUUGGUACUCGACGUUCUCGGGGCCGAUCAUCAUCUGCCACAUUUUCAACGAGAUUCUACGGCAUGUUCACCGAACCAAGGCAACAGACCGCCCAGAAGACGUUGAGUAUGGAGGGUUCUGGCACAAACAUCGAAAGCUCGAUAACAUAAUCUCCAGUGCAUUCAUGUUCAUGCCCGAAAGGUUUCGACUACCGAAAAACCUGCGGAACCCGACAGCCGUGCACACCAACCUGAAUCUGCAUGCCGGUAUAAUUUGCCUGCACCAUGCUGCCGUCGACAAGGUCGAGACCUAUAAUCUACCCGAGUCUUUGCGUAUCGCGUCUCAAUCACGGUUGAGAACGGCGGCAGAGGAGAUCGUUAACAUUGUCCGGCUAUCGAGUCAUGUGAGCCCCGGGUUUAAAAGCCCUCUCGCUGCUCUAUCUAUGUACUGUGCUGUAUCAGUCUAUGUCUACAUCGCCAAGAUAAGCCCGCAGUCCGGGCUCUCGCGCACUGAUCUUAACAACCUUGAAUUCUUGAUAAACGCCAUGGAAUCUAUUGCCAAGAAUCAUCUCAUCACGCAGGCGUUCCUGCAACAAAUCUGCGCCGACGUCGAGAUGAAUGGCCUAGCCUCUUUCAUAAACUUGCCAAGCUUGGCGAACCACAGGAAUGCGUUUGGAUGGUCGUCUCCCAAUGUCCCCCUGCUCGUCAAAAGUUACCUUACGAAGCACACGGGGAUUCAGCCACCGCUAUCGGGCAGGCUGCCUCCCGGCAACCGCCACCCAUCCACUGCUCGCCCGGGACAGUCUGGCUCGAGCGUGGAAGAGCUGAAUGAUCCGCCCGGGUUCAGCGAUGUGCUACCGCGUUCAGCACAAGACAUUCCGGGCAAGAGGAAGCGGCCGGCACAACCUACACAAUUUCCCGAGAAUCCGGGCGCAGAGUACGACAACAUAAAUUUCAACGACGUGGGCACCCACACCAACGAAUUUUUUAGCCGGUCGGGGCGAGGUAUGUACGGCAGCGGUCUGCUUCGCGCCACAGGUGUUGCACCCCGAGUCAACACAGGGCCAGUCGUCCUGCCGCAUAGGACAAGCACAACGGCAUCACCUUCGAGGUACAAUAUCAGCACACCCUCCCAGGCCACAAGUGGGGACACGCCUGGCCCGAGCAUGGGGUUCGUGGAGGGCGAAGACACAGGUGUCGGUUCUCUGAGCCACGAAGGGCUUCCUCCUCUCGCGUCGGCAGUUCCACCUUCGUUCUCAGGGGCUUUCGGCAUGCCAAGCUCCUUCAUGUUCUCACCUGAUGAGAACAGCAUGGGGGAUAUGCCGCUAGGCGCAGCCGGGGCUGCUGGUGCCGGGAUUGGACCGUCCGGGGUGGACCCGUGGACCAUGUUGGCAGGAAACGAUGAGGGAAGUUGGCCAUCGGCAGGUCUCGCUGGGGCCAAAACGAACUGA
Molecule: messenger RNA, 2487 nt
Organism: Verticillium dahliae VdLs.17
Lineage: Eukaryota; Fungi; Ascomycota; Sordariomycetes; Glomerellales; Plectosphaerellaceae
Exons: 6
Coding region: 1-2487 (828 amino acids)
Biological process (GO): DNA-templated transcription; regulation of DNA-templated transcription
Cellular component (GO): nucleus
Molecular function (GO): DNA binding; DNA-binding transcription factor activity, RNA polymerase II-specific; zinc ion binding
Source: RefSeq, a predicted model, not a curated record